AUGAUCGACGCAUUGAAGCGAACGCUUGCGAGAAAUUUCCAAAUCAGCUGCCUCGGUGAUGACAAGUUUUACCUCGGGAUCGAAGUCGAUCGAGACCAUGCUGGAGAUUUUCUUAUCAACCAGCCGAAAUACAUUGAAGACGUCAUCUGUUCUGUUGGCCUACAGGAUGCGAAAGUGUCAACCGUGCCAAUUGAUCCUGGGUACAUCAAGACGGAAGAUAACGAUGGCCAGCUCCCAAAUAAUCAAGAAUAUCAAAAGGUAGUUGGGCAGCUGUUGUACAUCGCAGUCAACAGCAGACCUGACAUCGCAACGGCAAUCUCAAUCUUGAGUCGUAAGGUGAGUUACCCAACCCAACGUGACUGGAACGAGUUGAAGCGAAUGGUUCGCUACCUGAAGGGGACGAUUGAUCUGAAGCUUCGACUGAGUAGCAGUGGUGAUUCAUCUGGUCUGGUGGGUUACGCUGAUGCCGAUUGGGCAGAAUGUCGCGACGACAGGAAGUCCAAUAGUGGAUAUGUAUUCAAAUACUGCGGAGGAACCAUUGCUUGGGCAUGCCGAAAGCAAUCCUGCGUUUUACUAUCUACAGCAGAGGCGGAAUUCGUGGCUCUUUCCGAAGCAUCCUAA
Messenger RNA from Ochlerotatus camptorhynchus, 621 nucleotides. RefSeq lists its product as uncharacterized. The transcript has a single exon. Bases 1 to 621 code for a protein of 206 amino acids. The record is from RefSeq and is a predicted model, not a curated record. Lineage: Eukaryota; Metazoa; Arthropoda; Insecta; Diptera; Culicidae.